AUGUUCUGCUUCUUCUUAUUGGGUUAUUGUUUGUCAGGUGCAACAAGCUCAGAGCUGCUGAGCCGUCAAAGACGAGCAUGGAUUACCGACUCCUUUGAGAUUGAGGAGGGCCAUCCAGGACCCUUCCCAUAUGUGUUGGGCAAGGUGGAUAUUGUUCGGCAACAUCGAAUAUACUUUGAACUGUACGGAGAAGGAGCAGAUCAGGAGCCAAUGGGAGCCCUCUCUAUUGACAAAGACUCUGGCACUUUGUAUGUCCACAAGGCCGUGGACUAUGAGGAGAAGAAAAUGCUUGAGCUAAAAUUUGAGGCCAGGAAGAUGGACACAUCAAUUGACACUAGUUUAGGAAUUCAGAUUUCUAUAAAGGACAUCAAUGACAACCCACCGCGCUUUGAGAGGAAUCUGUAUGAGAUUAAUGUUGAUCAGGAACACACACAAGGCGCCAGUCUUUUGAAAGUGCAUGCUAAUGAUCUAGACCAGAGAGGAACAUUAAACUCAACCUUCCACUAUGAAAUCAAAUCUGUAUCUCCAAAAAUUAGCGACACUGAAUUCUUUAUUGAUGAGUCUGGGGAAAUCUCAUUCAAAGGAUGUUUAAAUCACGAGGUGGCUGAAAAGUUUACAGUAGUGGUGGAGGCCAAAGACCAUGGUGACAUAAUCAGCCUGUCCAGUUCAACCACUGUUGUGAUUCACAUACGGGACGGCAACAACCACCUUCCAAUCAUCAGUGGUCAAACGGGCACUGGCAAAGUGAAGGAGCUUGCGACUGGGGUCUCUCCUCUGCGGCUGCAUGUGACAGACAAAGACACCCCCCACACCUCAGCAUGGAGAGCCAGAUACACCGUACAUGGUGAUGAGGGAGAGCACUUCAGGAUAGUAACUGACUUAGAUACUAAUGAUGGAAUCCUGACAGUAGUUAAACCUUUAGACUUUGAGAAGGGGGCACAGAGGGAGCUGUUGAUCUCAGUGGAAAAUGAGGCACCAUAUUACUCCUGUAACGUGAAAGAGAGGACAUCCUCAGGCCUCUGGAAAGUUGACACCAUUAAAGGCCACGAUCCCUCUGGUGCAGCUGAGCCUGAUUCUGUACAAGUCACCAUUGAAGUGGAGGAUAACAACGACCCUCCUCAGUUCACUGUGACCACGAAAAAGGUCGUGGUGGAGGAGAACGCACCAGUUGGAACCUGGGUGGAGAAAGUUACCGCUGUGGAUCCUGACUCCAGUCAUGCGCGAGAUUUUGUUUACAAGAUAGGAAAUGAUUCUGCUGGCUGGGUGAUCGUGAAUCCCCACACAGGUGACAUCACAAUGAUCAAGACACCUGACAGAGAAUCUCCACACGUUGUUAACGGCCUCUACACCAUCUUAGUGUAUGCAGUUGACAAUGGUAACCCACCUAUGACAGGUACAGCUACACUGCAUAUCCAUGUGACUGACCAGAAUGACAACGUGCCAAAGCCAAGAGUGGACAGCCUGGAUGUGUGCGUGUCCGAUGCCCCCACAACCACCAACAUCAUGGCCUCUGACCCGGAUGACGUACCGUACGGAGGGCCUUUCACAUUUGAACUGUUGGGGAAUGUGGAAGGAAAAUGGAGCCUGAAUCCUGCCUAUGGUGACACAGCUGGUCUGGUGAAGGAGCCCAGUGUGUACGCUGGUCACCACACAAUUCAGCUAAAGAUCUCCGACAUACAGGGAGCAUUUGGAGUUUACAACCUCAGUGUGGCUGCGUGUGACUGCACUGUGACACCCAACUGUCACAAAAAACGCCGAAACGCUGGAGCAAAUCUUGGCCUUUAUGCUUUAUGCAUAAUAGUUUCUUCACUGUUACUACUUCUAUUUGUGUUGCUGAUGGUGUUCAGCAUCUCACGCAAAAAGAGAGAGUUCAUCACUAUGCAGCCUGUUGACUGCUCUGAAACAACCCUCCUCCGAUCAAACACUGAGGCGCCAGGAGAAAAUGUCCAGAUUCCCGACUGCAUUAUUGGCUAUAAUGGAUCUAAUUUCCAAAGUCCACAUAUUGUCAGUAGUCACUGCUUUAAUUCAAAACCUAAGGAUGUGAAUCAGAGCUUCAUCCAUUCACACUAUAGGAAUUCCAGAAGAGACAACCUGUCCUACCAAUACAGCAACACUGGGAACCAGUUUCAGACAACCUGGAAUUCUCUCAUAUCCACAGGCUGUGACGACACCUACCAGUUUGAAGACAUGGGUGCCAUGAACUUCUUCCAAACACAAAACGUCAAAUCUGGUUUACAGUCAUGUGCCCUCAUGCUACUUCAUCAGAAGCUGGACCUGCUCCAGAAGCAAGAAGGGGACUUGUUGGACUAUGCGCCUCACAUUUAUACAGAAGAAGGGGACUCAGACAAUACCUCUGACCUGCAGCCUUCUUUAUCUCCCAUCUGUAUUUCUGAACAGGGGUCAUUUCAGGACACACUGGAAGACCUGGGCCCAAAGUUCCACCAGCUGGCUUCCAUCUGUGGCCCAGAACUACAAGACUGAAUAUAUUCUGUAACAGAAUAUUUUUAUUCUAAAUGUGGGGAAGAACACAUUUAACCCUCGGAUUCUGUUCUUCCUCCGAAGGGUGACUGGCCUCUCCCUUAGACUAUCUAUCUAUCUAUCUAUCUAUCUAUCUAUCUAUC
Molecule: messenger RNA, 2621 nt
Organism: Archocentrus centrarchus (flier cichlid)
Lineage: Eukaryota; Metazoa; Chordata; Actinopteri; Cichliformes; Cichlidae
Product: cadherin-like protein 26
Exons: 17
Coding region: 1-2481 (826 amino acids)
Biological process (GO): homophilic cell-cell adhesion; cell morphogenesis; calcium-dependent cell-cell adhesion
Cellular component (GO): catenin complex; plasma membrane; adherens junction
Molecular function (GO): cadherin binding; calcium ion binding; beta-catenin binding
Source: RefSeq, a predicted model, not a curated record